Physella acuta is the source of this 1631-nucleotide messenger RNA. RefSeq names its product beta-1,3-galactosyl-O-glycosyl-glycoprotein beta-1,6-N-acetylglucosaminyltransferase-like. Gene Ontology annotation, molecular function: acetylglucosaminyltransferase activity. Lineage: Eukaryota; Metazoa; Mollusca; Gastropoda; Physidae. Gene Ontology annotation, cellular component: membrane. The record is from RefSeq and is a predicted model, not a curated record.
UGCAACUUAACUUGGUUCUCUAGAUCCAUUAUAAAACCAUCAUGACAAACCUGUUUGUAGAUUUUCAUUUGGGCUGAUUUGAUUUCAGAUUCAUCGAAUGUUGACUAAAUCUAGGACACUACUCCACUUUAUUAUUCUAGUCUUUAAAAAAACACUCAAGUACCGUCAUGUGAUCUUGUCCCUGAGCCUAGUCUCCCUGGUCCUGUACUUCUACAAGCUGCUGUUCUUUGGUGACCUGGGCGCCAUGUUCCGGUCAGAGGAGAGGCUCGACUUCCGGUUUGUGGACGCGGAGGUGACGGAGGAUGGGAGGACCGCCUACAUGAACAAGUGGGUGGGGUUCCCACACCUAGCCCACGUCGACUGUAAGGCCGCGCUGUCCAAGAAACAGGACAACAGGCUGUACCCAAAGACAGUCAUGCGUGUCGCCGCCUCACAGAUCGCACAAGACAGCCGCAACUGCUCAUCCUUCCUGCACGAGUACGGCUUCCAGAGGUUCUCAAACGUCUCCCAGGAGGAGGUCGAGUUUCCCAUCGCGUUCAUCAUUUUGUUUCACAAGGACCUGGACCAGGUGAUGCACCUGUUACGCCAGAUCUACCGACCCCACAACGUCUACUGCCUGUCCGUGGAUCUGAACUCUGACCCCGGCUUCAUCAACUCCGUGCGAGCGGUGGCCGCGUGUUUCCCCAACGUGUUCCUGGCCACCCAGUUGGAGCACAUCGUGUACGCCGGGUACGCUCGUCUGAUGGCCGACAUCCACUGCAUGCGGGACCUGGUCGCUCACCAGGUCAGGUGGAGGUACCUCAUCAACAUGCCGGGCCAGCAGUUCCCACUCAAAACGAACCUUGAGAUGGUGAAAAUCUUAAAGAUUUUUAACGGAGCCAAUGAUAUGCUGGGUGUAACUGGUAAACGGUCACUGCCACAGCGUUACAAGAUCAAACAUCGCGUCAUACUGGACAGCAAGACAGGAAAAAACAUAACAGCAGAAACGGUUGAAAGGAACCCCCCACCCCCACACAACUUCCAGAUCGUCAAAGGCAGCGCUUAUGGGGCGUUUUCUAGAGCAUUCGUUCUUUUCGUGCUGGUCAAUAAAAAGGUCUGGGACUUGAUCCGGUGGUCUAAGGACAUCGAGAGCCCAGACGAGUAUGUCUGGUCAACUGUCCAUCACACGAAACUCUUGGACGUACCAGGAGGUUACCGAGGCCUACCAGAGAAGAAGAAGUACCUGACGACAUACGUGGCCUGGGAAAACGAAUCACCCUGCGCCACCAUACACGUGCGAUGGGUCUGUAUCUUCUCAACUUCCGAUCUGCCCAUGCUGGCGGGGCGCCACGAGCUGUUCGCCAACAAGUUCUACAUCGACUUCCACCCGACAGCCCUACACUGCCUGGACCAGUUCCUGUACAACCUGACUGUCACAGGGACCUCACGUGACCUGCAGUUUUACCGCUCACUGCCGUUUGUUGGGCCGCAUAAAGAAACAGGAGAGGACUAGACGUCAUCAACAGCAGGGAACUAGACGUCAUUAACAGCAGGGAACUAGACGUCAUUAACAGCAAGGAACUAGACGUCAUUAACUGCAGGGAACUAGACGUCAUUAACAGCUGGGAACUGUCGCCAGUCUUUCAAUUAAA